UGCAAACCUAGUUCUUUUAAUGUGCUGCCACCGCCAAGCGAAUCAUCCUCAAAAAAUAUAUUAUUUGAAAGAAAUGUAACUAAACCAUACCAUGUUUUUUUGCCAGUAAAUCUAACGUUUGUUUGAUAAAGAGUAUGGGGUUGUUCACAUACGACACAGUUGACAGUCUUCGAGGAGUAAUUUUAGACAAAUGUAGUGCAGCAAUUCAGCAAGAUUUGAGUUGGAUCUUUUAUUCUGUAAGAAGAGUUUCAUAGUUUAUCGGAGCACAAUCUUCGCCGACGCACUAAGAUAUUUAGUUCAUUAAUCCAUUUUUUUUGACACUUUCACUACAUUAAUAGAAAGGAGAGGACUGAAAGCUAAAAACAUCGAUCAUUCCAAAAAUUUAGUAAAAUAUCUCUUUAUGUGCACUAGGCGAUUUUCGAGGACUGUUCGUCUUCAGAUAGAUUACAAAGAGCAAAGGCGAAUUAUAUGUUAUGUGAACAUCUACUAUUGACAUGCUUUUUUACAAUAAUUCACCCCGUUGCAAUUCAUAACUAACACACAAAGAACCAGAAAAGCAAUACUAACGAACGGUUUUACCAUUGUUCUAAACAGAAGAAAUGGUGAACAUUAUCAGGUUAUAAUCUGCUUGGCUAUCUCAUAACCGUCUACAAAACCUGUAUCUUAACUUUGAGACUUUAAUCGUUUCCAAAUAUUCCUAAAAGAUCUCCAGAAUUGCAGGCAAAAGUUCAAAGCCAUUAGACUAUCUCUGCAUUUGGGAUUUUUCAAAGCCCUUGCACUUGAAACCUUUUCUCGACCCAAUAAUAUUUUUGGCCUAACUAGUGAUGUUUGUAGUUUUACCUUAGGAAAGUUUCAAACAUUGCUACUAUCUUCCAUCAACGGACGGGUCUUGUAUUCAGUAGGUCCAACGAAUCGAAAAAUCUAAGCGACCUUAGCUAACGUAUUCUUUGUUGCUUACAUGUUAUUUAUGGUAUUUAAUCACCACAAUUAAUCUGACAGCAAAACGUCGUUCGGAUUUCUCGUGCGAGAGUCCACAAAAGUCUAAUACCAAUAAUUGAAAGCGAUGGUUUUAUUUCUAUGGAAAGUCUAGUAAUAAUGAUCUAGCUGAUCAACAAAUCAAUAAAUAACGCACAUAUCGAUUUUUCUUCCUCGGAUGAAUGAUCAGCAUAAAUAAUAAAUGCGGUUCUCUGUCGACACCCUUUAUCAAACAAACAUUAGAUUUACUGGCAAAAAAACAUGGUAUGGUUUAGUUACAUUUCUUUCAAAUAAUAUAUUUUUUGAGGAUGAUUCGCUUGGCGGUGGCAGCACAUUAAAAGAACUAGGUUUGCAAGUUGCAACGGGCACGCAUUCUGGUCACUAUUCUUGUCCGAAUGCAACCACUAUAGCUGCUGUUGCUAUCGGCUAUGUAUAUAAAAAUGCAAAAGAGUCAGUAUUGAAAUCAGGCGCAUUAGCAAUACACAAUUUUUAUUUAUAUUUAACAAAAGAUGGUCAGUCAUGUACAGGAAAAUUUAUAUUUGCAAUUUAUCCUCCAGGCUCGAAUCCUUUGUCGAAUAAUAUUAAACCAUUGCUAAAAAGUGGUGUAGCAACAUUAACAUGCGACAGACUUAAGCCCAAAGGUUUAACUAUGCCGUAUCAAUAUAUCAGUAUAUAUACAUGUAUAUAUAUUGAUAUAUUGAUACCGUUUACAAUUUAUAUUGUAUAUACAAUAUAA
Messenger RNA from Didymodactylos carnosus, 1711 nucleotides. Lineage: Eukaryota; Metazoa; Rotifera; Eurotatoria; Philodinida; Philodinidae. The record is from the annotation of a GenBank genome assembly.